Messenger RNA from Pichia kudriavzevii, 2163 nucleotides. RefSeq lists its product as uncharacterized. The record is from RefSeq and is a predicted model, not a curated record. The transcript has a single exon. Bases 1 to 2163 code for a protein of 720 amino acids. Lineage: Eukaryota; Fungi; Ascomycota; Pichiomycetes; Pichiales; Pichiaceae.
AUGAGAAAGUUGUUUUCAUCUUUGUCCUCUCAUGGCUCAAGUUCGUCAAGUACGCUGAGACAACCUAUCGAACCUUCUGCCACUAACACAGUUUAUGGGCACAAUGACAAGUACCAUACAACGCAAUGCAACAAAGCGUCAAAGAAUGCUCCUCUUGUGGCAUCUAUUUCUAUCGAGUCUCCACCUAUAAUAUUGUAUGGCCCGCCUUCAACAUCAUGUGGGGCAUUUUUCUCUGGCACAUUUAAAGUUGACAUUCUCAAGGGAACUCAGUUGAACAAAAGUGACGAUGAAAAUGAGGCAAAACUCGAACACAGUGUCUCUCUUUCAAGGGUAUCUAAAAUGCAACUACUCAGGAAUUAUAUUGUUAUUAAUGAUGUAUCAAUAUAUUUUUUACAAAUAGUUCGAUAUGGCAAACCAUUUCAAGCACAGUCGAAUACACUUUCUGAUUGUAGUGAAUGUUCGACUAAAAUUACCGAACUGGCCAAAUGGGAUGUUCUCAGCAAGAAAACUGCAUUUGCUAAAGGAUCUUCUCAUCUGUGUCCCUUUGGAUAUGUUUUACCUGGAAAUUUGCCGCCAACAUCAGUUCUAUCUAAUGCAAGCUCAUAUAUACAAUAUGAAUUGGUAACUAUCGUCAAAUAUAUGGAUCCGGUGACAAAAACCGAGAAAGCCAUCAAUUUAGCACAACCAAUUAACGUCCAAAGGUCCAUAUUGAGAGAACAAGAUCGUAACUCAACCCGUAUUUUCCCGCCAACAGAUGUCACUGCAACUGCAGUUAUCCCCAAUGUUGCAUUUCCUAGGUCUGCAUUUCCCGUCGAAAUUCGAAUGGAUCAUGUUUCCACGCCAAGAAGAAGGUGGAGAAUGAGGAAGUUAAGCUGGAGGAUGGAGGAAUGUACUGCUGUUAAGAUUAAUCAUUGUAAAAACCAUAAAGAGAAAUUCAAUUCUGUUGUUGAGUCAACUAAAAAGCAAAAUAAAUCAGCAAAAAUAAGCAAGAAUAGUGGCGGUGCAGGCCAUUCUGUCAUAAACACCUAUUUUCAGAAACCCAAAAGACAGAUCAAUAAUAGUAACAAUAGUAUCACACCAGAUAACGUAUUGCCAGAUUUACAUCCUAGUGAUGAUCGUAACAUACAGAAUAUUCAGAAUGCGCAACAAAGAGGACAGGGUAACCCAAAUGCUCAAAUUAUUUCAACACAAACCCAUCCUGAGAACUCUUUGGCUCCUAUGGCAUCUAAUUGGUCUGUUGAUUCUAGUAGAGGCCAGAGCAAUAAUCAGGUCGUUUUACCUGAUCGAAAUAACACUCCGACACCUGUCACAUCAAAUGGACAAAACGAUAACGAGUCAUCAACCGUACCAAAGGAACCCGAACUAUACAUUGAAGAAAUUAAAACAAUUGCUUCUGGAGAACUCAAGUCUGGGUGGAAAUCAGAUUUCUCUGGAAAUGGAAGGAUUGAGUUGGUUGUUAAUAUUUCGUUGAUGGACUUAGUAUCAAUGGGUAUUAAUCACAUCAGUCGCUAUAGCCCCAUUAUCAACUCAUCCGAGGCAAAUAACUUUAAUAUAGAUAAAUCGGAUUGUAAUUGUGCCAUUGACAUAGAUGAUCCCAAAUUGGGUAUAUCUGUAACACACAAUUUAAUUAUUGAGAUAGUUAUAGGGGAAGAGCUCAUGCAGCCUAAAACUACUGUCAAUGUUCCACAAAGGGGCAGAUCAUCGGCUACACAUGUUUCUGCAAAUUCUACUGCUGCCAUUGUAACUGGAAAUAUAUCACAAACAAGAAUGAGGCCAACAUCAAGAACAGCUCAACAAGCACCUUCAUCAGUACCAGAUUCAGAAUCCCAAAGCCGUCGGACGGCUCUCUCAGCCGAAGACUUUCCUGAUGACAGAGUUGGACCAGAUCCCAUCAACGGCAAUAAAUCAGAUGCUUAUAACAACUUACAGGGUGUAGCCACUGGUGUUGCCCGUGUCUUAAGAAUGCAAUUCAAGGUUAUUCUUUCUGAGAGGUCCGGACUUGGUGUUUCUUUUGAUGAUGAAGUUCCCCCAACGUACCAUAGUGUUGGCGCACUAUCGCCUCCUGCUUACACUGAAUCUGAAAUUUGUCAAUCCGAUGAGUUACAUCCUACUUCCACAAAUCUAGUCAUACCUUUAGACACUUUGGCGAACUUACAAAUCUGA